GGACAGCAGCAGCUCCUCCAUCUCUGAAACCCUCCAAACCCUCGCCGCCAUGGCCAGGAAACCCUCGCCCUCCGCCGCCGCCGCUGAGGCGGCCGACAACGAUUCCUUCGUCGCCAGCGCGAAGCCCGCCGAGCUCCUAGAGGCAGCGGCCAACUGCGACGGUGUCCAAGGGCACGCCCUAUUCUUCGACGCCCUCGUCCAGCUUAUCCCCCCGCGCUUCUACCUCUCCGUCGACGACGAGGAUCGCCCCUACUACCAGGGGCUCUCCAAGUCCGCCAAGGCGGCCAUGAAGGCUCAGUCCCGCGCCAACAUCAAGGCUGCCCGCCGAGCCCGCCUCGACCCCGCUGGGCCGCCUUCCUCCACCCUUGACCUCCUCAAGAAGUCCGUCGCCGACCAAGAGGCAGAGGACCAAGAGGAGGGGGAGGAGCAGGAUAAGUCGCAAGACGAAAUCCAGGAGACCGGGGACGAGGCAACCACAGAGGGCGACGAUGAUGGCAACGAUGACGAUGAGGAGGAAGAGGAGGAUGAUGGUGAGAAGGAGGAGAUGCUGAUGGCCCCGGCAGCAGUUGUUUCCGAAGACCGGUCGGUGACUUACGAGGAGCUUCGGGAGCGGCUUCAUCGCCGCAUCACGGAGCUCCGUGGGAACCGGUGCACCAGGCCGGAGUUCCUGAAUAAGCCCCAGAAGGAGAAGAGCAAGAAGGUGAAGGGUUCUAAAGUGAAGACUGGGAAGGACGAGGGUACAAAGCGCAAGCGUGAGGACGCUGAUGACGCAGCAGAGGGUAAGGAUGGGAAGAAGCACAAGAAGGAGGCCGAUGGGAAGGCUCCAGAUAUCGUGUAUGGCAAUGUGCUGGUUGAUCCAAAGGAUGCAAGGCGGAGGAAGAAGAGGAAGAUCAAGAACAAGAAGAAGGAGCUGGAGCAGGCUAAGCGGAUGCAGAGGGCAAAGGAAGAUCCUAAGAAGGCUACCAAGAUGGCCUGGGAUUUGGCAACAAGACGUGCUGCUGGGGAGAAGGUGCACGAUAACCCAACGUUGAUUAGGCAGAGCAUGAAGAAGGAUAAGAAGAGGCAGGAGAAGGCUGCGGAGCAGUGGAAGGACAGGCAGAAGACAGUGGACAGCAAGAGGAAGGAGAAGCAGAAUGCACGGACGGAGAACAUCCGGGAGCGGGCACAGGAGAAGAAGGCGCGCAAAAUUGAGAAGCGUGAGAAGAAGCUUAUGCGCCCUGGUUUCGAGGGUCGCAAAGAAGGAUAUGUCAAUAAGUGAGAUCUUCAUUGGAGGUGAUAAGGACCGAGGAGUAAUUGUAUCUGCUUUAUGUUGGCAAGGCUGCAUAUGUUGAUGUUGGUACUCAAAAUAGGUAUCCCAGUCAUGACUGUCAUACUUAGUUAUAGCUUAAAAUUGGAAUGUUUGGCAGGCUGUCUAGAAAAUAUUUUGUGGUGUUCCUUCAGCUUAGAUAAAAUUUGCAAACAGAAGUUUAUGUCUGGGUAUUGUUUUCUGAAGCACAUGACUGGAAAUGUUAAUGUUAAAUUAUGCUUCUGUGGGUGCUGUUUUUUUUUC
Messenger RNA from Lolium perenne, 1549 nucleotides. RefSeq lists its product as uncharacterized. Gene Ontology annotation, molecular function: DNA binding; RNA binding. Lineage: Eukaryota; Viridiplantae; Streptophyta; Magnoliopsida; Poales; Poaceae. The record is from RefSeq and is a predicted model, not a curated record. Gene Ontology annotation, biological process: ribosomal large subunit biogenesis; ribosomal small subunit biogenesis. Gene Ontology annotation, cellular component: nucleolus.